UCCUACAAGCAGGCUGCAAGCAUCCUUUCCUUUUAAUGAAGGUACCCUUCCAAAGACAAGUGGCCCCCCAGCCCUUGCUUUUCCUAAUAGCUUGCCUUCAAUGCUUCAAGAUACUGUAACCCUUAGGAGUGAUAGCAAUAAUCACAUAUAAACAUGCUGGCACGGAAAGGACUCAUUCACGAAGAAUAUUUGAUAACUCGUCUUGCAGAAGAUAAGUCUGAACAAAUCCAGUACAAAUCAAAGGACAGGAAACCACGUUUUGUGUCAAAAAAUGGAGCGUGCAAUGUUGCCCAUAAGAAUAUUCGUGAGCAAGGACGUUUCCUGCAAGAUGUAUUUACCACGAUGGUGGACCUCAAAUGGCACCACAGCUUACUCAUUUUCACAAUGACAUUUAUUUGUAGCUGGAUGAUGUUUGCCAUGGCCUGGUGGCUUAUUGCUUUUGCCCAUGGAGAUCUAGACCCCAAGCGCAGCUCUUCGGUGCCUUGUGUUACAAAUAUUCAGUCUUUUACAUCAGCGUUUCUUUUCUCUAUUGAGGUUCAAGUAACCAUUGGGUUCGGAGGUCGCAUGGUGACUGAACAGUGCCCUUUGGCUAUAACAAUCCUCAUCAUUCAAAAUAUAUCUGGUUUAAUUAUCAAUGCCGUCAUGUUGGGAUGUAUUUUUAUGAAAACUGCUCAAGCCAACCGCAGAGCUGAAACUCUUAUCUUCAGUAAAAAUGCUGUGAUAGCCUGCAGGGAUGGCAAAUAUCGUUUCAUGUUCCGCGUGGGAGACCUUCGAAAAAGUAUGAUCAUUAGUGCUUCCAUCAAGAUUCAGAUCGUCAAGAAGACGAUGACAGCCGAAGGAGAGAUCAUUCCUAUUUCCCAAGUAGAUAUUCAGGUGGAGAAUCCUAUGGGCACAAACUCGAUUUUCCUAGUGUCACCCCUUAUUAUCAGCCACACCAUUGAUGAAAAAAGCCCUCUGUAUAACAUUUCAGCAUACGAUCUCUGCAAUCAAGAACUGGAAGUGGUGGCAAUUCUUGAAGGUGUAGUAGAGACAACAGGCAUCACUACCCAAGCAAGGACAUCCUACUUGCCUGAAGAAAUCAUUUGGGGCCAUCGUUUUGUUCCCAUUGUUACAGAGGAAGAAGGCAGGUACUCUGUGGACUACUCCAAAUUUGGAAAAACAGUGAAGGUGCAUGGUCCACUAUGCAGUGCUAAAGACCUGUUAGAAGGGAGAUACAAGGGCCUCUACACCAGCGGUCAACAUUCUAGAAUGGUAAAGAAAAGGCGAGGAGAAACUCGAGAAGUUAUUCCAACUAAUAAUAAUGCUACAGAAACUCCAUGCAAUGAAUCCUUAUCUGAUUCACAGUGAUUGUACAAACUAUGAUACCAUAAUUUAUUCACAUCAAUUUCUUAGCAAGAGGUGACUUUCUAGAUUGGAACAGACAACGUGACUUUAAUGCUGGAAUGACAAUAUACUUAGGUUUCCAGAAUGUAUUAUCACACAAAUAUAUGUUCUCUGCUCUCCAGAUGGAUAUUUUUCUGUCUUGCAAUACAUUCCAGGUUACCCCUCAUGCUAUGUAUUACAUAAAUGAGUUCAGUAACACCUCAAAAUUUAAAGGUACAGUUCUGAGCAUUAUUUGGCUGUAACUGACAUACAGACCUGAUUUGAACAGACAUAAUUCCACAUUCCUAACCAAGCCAAAUUAACAAUCGUUGUGGAAUAGUCAAAUGCGGCAGCUGGGAGCUUUUAAUGGGUCUCUGUAUAGCACUCUUGCAUAAGGUGCACCUUUGAAUCUCACAAUUCUGUCUUCUGACAUUAAGGAUAAAUUGGAACCCAUAGUAUCACAUUGUUUCCAAGAUAACGUUUGUUGAGUUUAGUUCAGCUUAUUGUUGACUGCACAAGUUUGAUCAGUAAUGUGCAGCGGUUUUAUUACAUUGUUGUUGGAGCUUUUAUAUGAUAGAAAGUCUGAUCCUGUUAAAUCAGCAAUUUAAUAAAGUACUUUGAUGCUAGGAACCAUGCAAUAUACAUCAUGGAACAACAUGUGGACAUGAAGGAUUAAAGGUGUUAAAUGCUUACAGAGUUAAUCAAACACAAGUGUUUUAAAAAAAAAAAAAUCCCUGGUUUGGGUUAGA
This is a messenger RNA of Pelobates fuscus (common spadefoot toad), 2111 nucleotides long. Its product is annotated as ATP-sensitive inward rectifier potassium channel 11-like. The transcript is spliced from 2 exons. Gene Ontology annotation, cellular component: plasma membrane. Gene Ontology annotation, biological process: potassium ion import across plasma membrane; regulation of monoatomic ion transmembrane transport. The record is from RefSeq and is a predicted model, not a curated record. Lineage: Eukaryota; Metazoa; Chordata; Amphibia; Anura; Pelobatidae. Gene Ontology annotation, molecular function: inward rectifier potassium channel activity. Bases 154 to 1347 code for a protein of 397 amino acids.